Messenger RNA from Metarhizium brunneum ARSEF 3297, 543 nucleotides. The record is from RefSeq and is a predicted model, not a curated record. NCBI's taxonomy places the organism in Eukaryota, Fungi, Ascomycota, Sordariomycetes, Hypocreales, Clavicipitaceae.
AUGUCUCAAGACUCCGGACCCCAGACUCCGGCUGACCCCGUCGACACCGAAAAAAUUCACCCGUUUAAUGGCACUGGCACGGCGGAGGAUCCCUUCAUCGUCGAGUUCCAGAAGGACGACCAGAGCAAUCCCAUGAAUUGGGGCAGAUUAGAAAAUGGUCUCAUUGGCGUCAUCUUGGUCCCCGAGACCUAUGGACCAGUUUUACUAGACAGAAAAGCAAUUGCCCUUUCCAAGGCUGAUGAAAAGGUCUACAUAAGUGUCCUGGAGAAGAAUAUGGGUAAGAAGCAGCCAUCAGAGGUCUUUGGGCGAGCUCUGGUACGACCUUGGAUCCUGCUCUUCCGCGAGUAUAUUGUUCUUAUUGCGUCACUCUACAUGGCUAUUAUAUACGGCACUAUCUACAUGUUUCUGGGAGCCAUUCCCAUUGUUUACAACGAGCUUCGCAAACGGAGCCCAGGCUUUGGUGGACUUGCUUUCCUUGGGAUGGCUGUUGGAAUCAUUACAGGACUUGGGUUGCCAUCUAUGAUAACAAUGGCCAUUUUAUGA